CACUCACCGGCGCCAAUUCACAUCCGUAUCUGUUUUCUCGGCUCCCAUCUCCCAUCUCCGAAUCAUGGGUUCGAGCUCGUCCAAGCCCUCGAACCCUGCGCCGCAUGUGUGGAAGGGGCCCACCCAACCCGGGGUAUCACGAGACCUUGCUGAGAUACUCGAGACUAGCAAUGAGACCGACGUAUCCCGCCUGCAAUCCCUCGAGCUCGCGAUCCAGGAGCGUGUAGGCGCCGAGCUGAAGCGCCUCCGCGCCCAAGAGGCUGACGCCCUGCGAGAGGCGCGACAAAAACUCUCGGACGAGCCGUCUACCGAGCUACAGCAGGGAGGCGAGGCCCCCAGCAGACACGCCGUCGCUAAGGCGGUCGAGGACCUACGCGUCAAGCUGGAGGAGCGCAGGAGGGUGCGCGAGGUGCCCGAGGGCGUGGACAAGGCGCGCAACGAGGUGGUGCGGUGCCUGCGCGAGAACGACCGGCGGCCGCUCGACUGCUGGCGCGAGGUCGAGGCUUUCAAGGAGGAGGUCAGGAGAAUGGAAAAGGGGUGGGUUGAUAAGGUUAUCAGCUAGGUUAUGGGGUUUGGAAUGAUUGGGAUUGCUGGCGGUGGUGGAUUGGUUCAACCGGGCCGUCUUUGUAUUACUUGUAUACCAAAAGAGCUUGGCCGUGAGGCUAAUGUGGCUUCCGCGUGUUAUAGACAAGCAAAAGCCGGCGAGCAUGGGUGACCAUGGCAUUUACAAGCAAGCAGGUUGUGUGCUAGAGAACGUCUGGUUGUUGUAGAAUGAGGUCUAGGCUAGGCUCAUCUACAGGCUGUCUCUUUUCUUUUCCG
Messenger RNA from Canariomyces notabilis, 819 nucleotides. Its product is annotated as DUF1690-domain-containing protein. The transcript has 3 exons. The coding region runs from base 65 to 562 and encodes 165 amino acids. The record is from RefSeq and is a predicted model, not a curated record. NCBI's taxonomy places the organism in Eukaryota, Fungi, Ascomycota, Sordariomycetes, Sordariales, Chaetomiaceae.